Molecule: messenger RNA, 627 nt
Organism: Xenopus tropicalis (tropical clawed frog)
Lineage: Eukaryota; Metazoa; Chordata; Amphibia; Anura; Pipidae
Gene: or5ar4e
Product: olfactory receptor family 5 subfamily AR member 4E
Exons: 2
Coding region: 1-627 (208 amino acids)
Biological process (GO): detection of chemical stimulus involved in sensory perception of smell; G protein-coupled receptor signaling pathway; signal transduction
Cellular component (GO): membrane; plasma membrane
Molecular function (GO): olfactory receptor activity; G protein-coupled receptor activity
Source: RefSeq, a predicted model, not a curated record
AUGGAAAACCAAACAAUAGUGUAUAUUUUGUUACUUGCUGGAUUGUCUGAUCUUCCAAGUCUUCAGCUUCCUCUAUUCCUGUUGUUUCUCUUGAUCUACCUAAUGACUCUGACUGGGAACCUUCUGAUUCUUCUCCUGAUCUUCACUGAUUCCCAUCUUCACACCCCCAUGUACUUCUUCCUUGGAACCCUGGCGUGUAUGGAUUUGUGUUCCUCCUCAGUCACUGCCCCGAAAUUGCUCUUUGAUUUACUCAUACAAAAAAGGGUUAUUUCAGUAAGAGCUUGUAUAACUCAGAUCUUCUUCUUCCUCUGUCUCUGUGGAUCAGAGAUAUCUGUGCUCGCAGUGAUGUCCUAUGACAGAUACAUUGCCAUCUGCCGCCCUCUUCACUACAUGCAAAUAAUGAGCUGGAAAGUUUGUGUUCAUCUUGUUUUAGUUGUGUUUGUUUUGAGUGCAGUACAUUCUUUGGUGCACACUCUUUUUUUAACUAAACUGACCUUUUGCAGGCCUGAUGUUUUGCAGAGUUUCUUUUGUGACCUGCCCCAGUUGCUUCAGGUCUCCUGUAGUGACACAUUCAUUAAUGUAUUGCUUAUUUUUGUUUGUGGAUAUGGGGCAUCAGAACCCAAUUAA